Molecule: messenger RNA, 724 nt
Organism: Pseudogymnoascus destructans
Lineage: Eukaryota; Fungi; Ascomycota; Leotiomycetes; Thelebolales; Thelebolaceae
Exons: 3
Coding region: 82-441 (119 amino acids)
Source: RefSeq, a predicted model, not a curated record
UCUGGCUGAGACCCAAUUGUCUUCGCCGCAACCUCUCCAUCGUCCAGUCAAUUACCUCAAGUACCAACGACGACACUCAGGAUGUCCGACAUCAACAGUUCAACUACUCAAGCCCAGGGUGGCGAUAGCCAUGGAGCUGAAACCGACAAGGGAAAGGGCAAGGCUGCCGACCCAACCCAAGAUGUGAGCAUGGGCGAAGACGAUGAUGAGGAGGACACCAGUGACGAUGAGGUCGAUGAGGCUGCUCCCGUCGUCGACGAAGCCGAUGAGGACAACAUGGAGGAGAUCGAUACCAGCAACAUCAUCAGUGGUGGCAGACGUACUCGUGGCCGCCAGAUCGACUUCGUCAAGGCAGCCCAGGAGCUUCCCGAGGACGAGGAGGACGAGGAGGAUGAUGGGGAUUUCGAGGCCCCAGCGGAUGAAGAUAAGAUGGACGAGUAGAUCAUGGGCGGAUAUCUGCUAUCAAGAAUUAAUGCAUCUAUGAGAAGCGUCUGGCCGGCGAUGCAGUGAGCCUAUGAACGUUCCUCUUUCUGUUCCAGAAUACUCCCUUUCGUGUCGUCAUGUUUGCCUCCAUAAGCUCUAUUCCCAAGAGCCCAUACCAUAAAUUAUGGUGUCAAUGAGAGUUCUUCCAAAUACGAUUUUAUGAUUUGCCCUUUAUUUGCAGCCGUUCCGUGCUGAUCUUGAAAUGCAUGUGGUUGCAACAACGAGCUUUCCUAAAAGUAGC